AUGUCCAUAAUCCCCUUUGCAGGCAGGUUGCUGCGCUUUUUCGUUCCCUUAGCCCUUUGCCUGAGCACAUAUCUGUAUCUUUAUGUUGCUUUUCACACCUGUACCUUCCCUUCGAAGGAUGUGUCCUCAUUGCGUGCUUUGUCGCAGACUUUCAGUCAACACUGGCCCUUUGCUCAGACAUCAAAGACGGCAGUUGAAUCCUCACGCGCUCCUUUCCGACUGCUUGUCUUAGCUGAUCCUCAGCUCGAGGGUGACAGCUCUCUUCCACCGCCGGAGAAUGCUUUCCUUGCGAAAUUGAGUCGCCAAUGGGGCCAGCUUCGGGCAAGAGAUGGCACAUCUAUAUACCCUCUGAUCUCAGAGGUAAGCCGGCAAGUUCUCCUUCAGGACAUCCCAGAUGCGCUUCAAGAAGCACGGAAACGCCUGGACUUGUUUGGCAACGACUACUACCUGGGACACAUCUAUCGAACUCUCCAUUGGUGGUCUCAGCCCACUCAUGUCACUGUUCUCGGAGAUCUGAUUGGAAGUCAGUGGGUCACUGAUGAAGAAUUCGAGUGGCGGGGAUGGAGGUACUGGAAUCGAGUCUUCAAAAACGGCUACCGGGUUCAAGACGAGAUCACAAGCAUGGCGGAACAAGAUGGGGAAAAUGUCUUUGACAUGACAGAUGCUGCUUGGACAACAAGAAUCAUCAAUAUUGCUGGAAACCACGACAUUGGUUAUGCUGGAGAAGUCUCAGAGAGGAGGAUGGAGCGGUUUGAAAGAGUCUUUGGAAAAGCUGAUUGGGAUGUCAGAUUUCAAUAUCCUCAGCCCAAAGAUGAUUCAGGAGAUGCUUCGCAAUUUUGGCCAUCACUUCACCUGAUUGUCCUGAACAGUUUAGUCUUGGAUGGCCCAGCACUGUCAACGGAUAUCCAAAGUAAGGGUUACGAUUAUAUCAAUUCGCUCAUCUCCAAACGACUCCGCCCAGUGGAAGACCGGCUCUCAUUCACUCUACUACUGACGCAUCUUCCGUUAUAUAAAAGUGAAGGGGUCUGUGUUGAUGCUCCACACUUUGACUACUGGGGCGACGAUGACGGGGGUGGUGUUUACAAGCCUCGUGGUGUGAAAGAGCAGAACCACCUCAGCGAACAUGUAAGUCGACAAGGGACUUUAGAGGCUCUUUUUGGCAUGACAGGUAAUAUGGAUGCUCCUGCACGUGGCAGAGGAAGAAACGGUCUUAUACUGAAUGGACAUGACCACGAAGGCUGUGAUACCUGGCAUUUUAUCCCAGAAGAGUCGACCUACACUAGUAUGACUGAUCGAAAUGAGCAGCCCACGACCACAUGGAAAGCUACUCGUUACACCCAUGCCAACUUGAGCCAAUCACAUACUGGUGUGCGUGAAAUCACACUUCGAAGCAUGAUGGGAGACUAUGGUGGAAAUGCAGGCCUGCUCAGUGCCUGGUUCGACUUCGAAAUUGGAGAAUGGAAAUAUGAUAUCCAGAUGUGCGGAUUAAAUGUCAAACUAUGGUGGGCUGUCCAUGUCAUCGACAUUGUGUGUCUGGUGCUAUUGUUGUUUGUUCUUGUAUGCCACUAUCUGAGAAGCGCUGAAACGAUGGUCAAGCCAACCAGUCAGCCACAGAACACCUCGAGGCUGGCUGUUAAGGGGAACUAA
Molecule: messenger RNA, 1647 nt
Organism: Exophiala aquamarina CBS 119918
Lineage: Eukaryota; Fungi; Ascomycota; Eurotiomycetes; Chaetothyriales; Herpotrichiellaceae
Exons: 1
Coding region: 1-1647 (548 amino acids)
Biological process (GO): GPI anchor biosynthetic process
Cellular component (GO): endoplasmic reticulum
Source: RefSeq, a predicted model, not a curated record